GUACCAUAGAUCCUUACAUAGUAUUAUACACGGGAGCGGAUUGGCCUGUCGGGAAAUCAGGAAUCUUCCCGAAUAUUUAAUAUAUUUUUAUUUAAUAUAAUUUUUUAAAAUAUUGAAGUUUAAAAAAUAAAUUUCUUUUGAAAAAUUUCGGUUUUUUAAUUAUUAAACAUUUUGUGAACAAAAAUAUUUUCAAAAAGUUAAAACUUUUCAAAAUAAUGAGUGGUUGCGAUAUAUCUUUUAUUCUUUAUACAUUAUAUGGUAGGUAUAUUUUAUAUACUAAAUAUAAUAUAACUAGUGGUAUAAUAUAAAGUAAAAUGCAUUUUUAUUACUGGAAAUUACUUAUGUAGACCUUUUCAUACUUUCAUGCUAUUAUUUAAGUGAAAUAAAUUUAGUCUGUCAAAAGUCACUAGUUUCAAAACGUUACAAUAUAAAUUAUAAUAUAUUUUUUUUGUAACAAUGAAAUACUAUGUUUAAAAUUUUAAAGUUGUUGUUCUUUUUUUCGGUAUUCCAAAAAUCACUGUACACAUUGCAUAAUAUAAAAUUCCGGAAUUUGUAUGUAACAUGAUAUACUAUAUUAUAUACAACAUAUUUUAUAUUUACCAAUUACCAUUAUAUAAAAAUUGAAAGUGGGCUAUUAUUGUUUUACAAUAUCAAUUUUAAUAACAAUUGUAUUAUGCUCUAAUUAAUUUUAUUAUUAUCAUUAUUCAUAUUUUUUUUCAAUAGCUAGGUACAAUAUAUUUUUAUAAAAAAACAAAGACUCCUAAUUUUAUGCGUGUUAGGUCUAAAAAAAAAUAAGAUAAAGAAUCGUACAUAAAAUAAUUUACAUUUUUAUUCUGUAGGUACUUGACUCAAACAAAUUUACCAAAUAUAUUGCUAUAUUUAAUUUUUCAUAAUUCCAAAAAAAUAUCUGUAUUUAGGAAUUAUUUAUGUUAUCAAUAAAUUAUAAAUAUUAAUUAAUAAUACAUAAAAUAUAAAUUUUUAAAUUUACGUAUUCUGAUUGAGUGAAUCAAGUAGUACAUGGUAUCAACCAAACCGUUCAAUCAGAAGACGUAGAUUUAUGCACGGUGUAUUCGAAACACGGCUUAAUAAUAAAUAUAUUUUAUGUAUCCACUCGGUGAAUGACAUUUCACACUAGUUCGAAAAAUGAUAAGAAUCGUCAUCGGACAUCGAAAACCUGCCUUGAUCGCAUACACUGAUAUAUAUAAUAUAUAUAUAUACAUAUUAUAAUAUAUGUAUGCAUAAUAUUAAUAAAUAUAUCAUAAUAUAUAUCUGUGUUGGCAUAUUAGCCACAAAUUCGUUCAGGGUCACCGGUCAUAAAUUAAUAGUAAACCAUUUUAGUAGUUACGGUUACAAUUCAUAGUACUUAACCGGUAAAGCGGUGACAGCGGUAAAAAUAUUAAUUUAUACAUGAUUUAUCCCCUCCUAUUGUUGCAAAAUAAUAAGAAGAUACCCAUUUUGUACGAUAGACAACGAUAUAACGACAGCAAUAACCACUAAAACGGUUACGAUAAUAACGAUGACAUGUUCUAGACGCCAUUGUUUAACGAGGAAAAAUAAAAUUUCAAGAGGGGAUGAUGGAAAGUCACUGAUCGAUACCUGGGAAGCGAGAUUUGUAGUUUGUAACCAGUGUGGCCGGUAAAACCAAACGAAUUUCGUUAUUUUGUAACCGAUUACAUUUUAGGGGAAUUAGUAAAUUAUUAUUAAUUUCCUACGUUCCACGCAAAACAACAGUAAAUUGAAAUUGUUGAAGUAUUUAGUAUUCAAAUAUUACAAAUUGAAAACAUAUAGGUAUAGAAAUUAUGCUUUCGGUCCGAUAUUAAUUAUUCUUAUCAUUAUCGAACUGCCCUAUAUUCCAGCGUUGCCAACCCUACGCGCGUGUAAUAACGUUCUCGCGACAUAUGUACACGACAUAAAGGUCUCCGGAUUCGGGCACAUGACAUAAUAAUUAAUAUUAUUAAACGUACGGCCGGAAUACACUCCGUAUUAUUCGGCACAGCGCAUCUUCUAUUAUUCGAGAAUGAUUGUCAGUUAUGUGUCAUACGAGUCUGCACUCUUGUUGUAAGCCCCAUUGGUAUUGUGUUUUAAUUGUCGUGCCAUUGACUGUUCAAUUUCACGGGCUGCCGGCAAGCUUCUACUAAUCGCGGUCUACUAAUUAUUAUCAAUUUGAAACUCAAUUGAUCAGCGAUCAUGCCAUGUAAAAAAAAAUAUACCACUCCCGUGCAUCACAGUAGUUGAUAUUUUAGAAUACCAUUCAUUAGAUAGAAUAUAUUUUUAAUUCAAAGCAUCCGCCCUUUCAUUAAUUAUUGUUUCGCUACUGUCUGCUGAAUGGCUUUUUUUUUUUAUCAUUUUGUUUUUUUAUUUUUGCUCGUUCUGCUAGAUUAGUAUUCAACAUAUCAUGCCAUUUGGUAUUACAGUAUUAAACAGUACUUGUGUACCGAUUAUAUUAUUGAUGUCUUCAUGUUUUUCCCAAACGUAUUUGUAUUUAAUUGGUGUUUACUGCUAUCUCAUGUUUAUAAUGACUCUUUCAAAUAUAUAAGUUUUAUUGCUACUUAGCAAUGAAACAGUGAUCGUUUUGCACACGUCGAAUCUUGCAUACAACGUUUAAUUUCAAUUACUAUUGUGUAUUAAAUUUAUAAUAAAUUCUAAAAUCAUGUCAUUAGAUGAAGACGAUCCCGAAAUUCAUUUUAUGAAAACCUACAGCAUAAUGAAAUGGGAUGAACUUGUGUAAGAAUCAGUGUCAUAAGCUAUGUCAGGAAAUUAUCUCUUGUAUAAAUUGUAAUUUUUUGAAAUUUAUUUUAUUUUGAAGAAAACUAAAUGAAGAACGAAAAAUUAUCAGCCAUAAGAUAUCACACAAGAUAGUUAGCAGGGAGGAAUUGGUGAAGCAAAUAAAAGCCGAAUUGAUUUUGAUGGAUACGUGUCAACUCAAAAUCGAUGUAUGGUUACAAAUUAUAAUUAAAACAUGAUUAUAUGGUAAGUUUAUUAAUUAUAUUAAUUUUUUUUUACAGCAAGAAAUGAAAGAAAAUGAUACAGGAUAUAUCAACACUGAAGUGCUUACCAUCUUUUCAAAUCGUAUCAAUGAUAUGUAUAAUAAUAUGUUUAUAUUGUUUCCCGUUGAAAAAACAACAUUAUCAGAAUAUAUUGAGUUCUGUUCAAAUAAUGUAAGUAAAUUAUUGAAUAUACUUAAUUAAUAAAUAAUUACAUAAAAAGUGAAUUUUGCACUUUUACGUAUUAUAUCAUAUUAUAAACAAAAAUUAAUUUAUUAUGAUAAAAAAUUUGUUUGUUUUAACUUAUUUAUAUUAUACCUACUUGUUAAACUUGAAAUAAACAUGUUUAAUUUCAGAAAUUAUUCAUUACUAAAUGUAGCAAAAUGUUGGAUACACUUAUGGCAAGGUAUCACACUGAUCCUGAAGUAUACAUAACUGCAGCAACAUAUGAAUUUGACGAUCGAAAUGACGUUGAAACUGCAAGGCGGUAUUUCGCAGAAGGAUUGAAAUAUCAUUCAAAUUGUAAAAGCUUGUACGUAGAAGAAUUUUGGGUAGAAGUUCAGCAUUUAGAAAAGACCGCAGGUGCUUCACUUCCAACUGCAAUUGGAAAAUACAGACACCUUAUAAAACGGUUUGAAGGGGAUAUGGAAUUUCAUUUUAUACUCUUGGACAAAGCAAUCCAAUUAAGUGCAGUUAGGGAAUUGCAAUGCAAUGUUGUCAGGUGUAGAUCAAUUAUUAAAUUAUUUAAUUCUUUAACCAAAGUACCUCCAUUGGGAGGUAUUUUCAAUUUAUACUUCCUAUGCAUUUAUAAUUUAUCAAUCUAGCUUAUUAUUUCUUUUAGAAACAGAUUGCUGGAAAAUUAAUACUAAUGUAAAAAAAAAAUUAUUUAGGAGUAAUUAUUAUUUUUUUUAAUUUUUUUUUGUAAUAUUUCAGAGAUAUGGUAAAAAAUUACAGACACAGUGAAUAUAUGUGGCAAAAAUUAGCUAAAAUUCAUUUUGAUGGAUUUAUAUAUCACCACGAAACAGAACAAUUGCAUUAUGACAAAAAUUAUAUUAGUGGAAUAAGGUAACCUUUAUAAAAAGUGUGGAUGGUUUCAAAAUAUAAUUAUUUAAUUUUUAAAGGAAUUGUAUUAAAACAUAUGAAGAUGGGUUGAAAGAAAAUUUACCACCAGCAAACAAACAUAACCUGUGGAAUUUUUAUAUCGAUCACGUGAUAGAAAUUCGAAAAUCUUAUCGUAUGAAAAAAGAAACAAUAAGAAAUUUUAUGAAUGAGACUAUGGAACGGGCAUUUCAGGAAGCACAUGAUAACAAGGCAUUACGCAAAGCGGAACAUUAUAUUUAUUGGGUAUAAACCAUCUUUCUGAAAUAAUUACUGAACGUACUGAAAUGCCAAUAAAAUGUAUAUAAAUAUAUAUUUUUUUUUAUCGGUUUAUCAAUUUAUUAAAAUGUGCAAAAAAAUUAAAUAAAAUGUUUUUAUAAGUUUAUUAAUUUUAUCUCAAUGUAUACAAGCAUUUGUUCGGUAGAGUUGUUGGUGUUGGUAUCGUUCAAUUAUAAAAUGUCUUGCAGCAGCAGAGGUUGCAAGUUUCUGUUUUCCAAUCUAGUAUUUUUUAUGAGUACCUCAUUAUUUUAAAUUGUAUAAUAUCCAUUAAAAACAAAAAUUUAAAAAAAAUCAUUUAAUUACUAUACAUUUUUUUUUAAAUGCUCAAUUAAUGAUAUUCAUAAGCAAUUUUUUUUGUCAGUCUUGUCAGAUAAACAGGUACUUGCUGACCUAUUAUUGACUUUUCUAUGUUUUUUGUUGUAAUUGAAUUUAAUUUUGGCUUUUUGGCAUUUCAUGUUUUGACUUGCCCACCAAUGUUUCCUUCAUGGUUGAUGAUAGUCUUUCUAGUUAUUUUCUAUUAUUUCAUUUAAAGUAUUUUGUUGCUUAUUUUCUUUGGAUUUUUUUCAGGGUAUCUUUACGUGAAGUUGUUUUCUUUUAUGUGCUGAAACUUAGUUAUGAUAAACUCUGAUUCUUAAAUUUGGCAGUCAUUUAGUACUCUCAAAAUACAAACCAAUUUCUACUUCUAAACUUAUUUCAAUCUCACUUUGUGAAAAUCUUUGAAUUUUUUUUUCAUUUAAGUGCCUGUGUUCAUAUUAUUCUUUUAAUAUAGAGGAGAAAUAAGUAUUUCUUCGACAAUUUUUUAGUUAUUUUGUGUUUAAGACAUUCCUGCAAUCCCAAGUUAACAUCAUUUUUGUAGAUUUCAAUAAAACUUUUGCUUCUAUAAAAUAUUAGGCUCAUUUUAUAAUUGAAUUAAAAUUCUUCAUGAUUGGGGUCUGGGUAACUUACUAUGGAUAUUAUGAAUAUCAAUGUGUUGUGAUCUAAUGUAUUUUUAGUUUUUCUGUCUCAUUUAUUUUUUUCUCUCUUUAGUUUUUAUGAAUAAUGUUUAUCAAUUUCUAUGUCAGUCUUAUAUACUUUGCUUUGUUGGUGAUAUAUAAUUUUAUUUGUGGGUCGGUUCUAAUUAUGAUUAUCUGGAUGUGGUGAGUUGUUUGGAAUCUUAAGCUUGACAUUAAAUUCAUCAAAAUGCAAUUUCUAUCAUGAUAUUUUUUAGGCUAAUAACACAAAUAAGGAUUGUCAUAUGAUUCUAAUUGAAGCAGUUGGUGUUGUAAAAGACAAUGUAGAAAUUUGGGUAAAAUUAUUAUCAUACUUUGUGGAUUUUGACAGUCUUGAAAUGGCAAUUGAAGUGUUUCAAGCUGGUGUUAGGGCUUUGACAAACAGAUCAUUGCCCUUAUGGCAAAUUGUUAUCUUGUACAUGCAAAAUACUCACCCAAAAUUGGUAAGUAUAUCCAUUAAAUAUAUAAGGUUAAAAAUGUAAUGUUAUGAUAUGUAGGAUCAUAAAGAGUCAGUUAAUAAAUUAAUUAUUUAUAUUGUUGUCUUUAUGUAGCUUAAACAGUUGUAUCAAGAAGGGGCACGUUAUCCAUAUAAGGAAAUCAAUUUAUAUAUCAGACCUCAAUAUUUAGAAUGGUGUGUACUUCAUAAUGGCAUACUUUCUACUCGAGAGUUAUUUAAUGAGUUAAAAGAAAUGGAACCAGAAUGUAAAGAAUUGUAUACAUCUAUGAUUUCAUAUGAAAAAUCUCAAUCUUCAUCAAAUACUAAAUUAGGUUCUAUAAGGAAAUUAUAUAAUGACACAUGUAAUGCGUUUGGUCAAAAAGAUAUUGGUAAGUAGGUAUUAAUUUAGAGUAAUUUAUCUAUCAUUAAAACUGUAAUUUUUUUUUUAUAUUUUAUUUAUUCAAUUUCUUACUUGUGAAACAUUCAGAAAAUGUUUAAUUUUUAAUUUCUUUGUAACUUUGCUGUUAGUUAUUUUAUUUGUCUAUUCUUAAAGCUAACUAAUACUAAUAAUUCAUAUUAUAUAUAUAUAUAUAUAUAUAUUUAUAUAUAUAGGUGUGUGGAUUGACUGCAUUCGCUUUGAAUACAUGUAUGGCUCCCAGGCAUUAGUAAAAGAAAUUUAUAAGGCAUCAUUAGUGUGUUUGGUACCAGAAUUAAUAAACACUAUGACAGAAGAAUUUGAAAAACUUAAUAAAGAAUUUAAGUAUGUAUCUUUUCAUGUGUUAUAUACCAUUGUAUUGAUGUAGAAAAUAUAUUAGAAUUAUUUUUUUAGACAAGAAGACCCAGUGGAUGGAGGAAUAAUUGUUAUUGAUGAUGAUUGAUAUCUCAUAUCAAUAUUUAUAAGUAAACAAAUAAUCUAAAAUAUU
Cinara cedri is the source of this 6709-nucleotide messenger RNA. Lineage: Eukaryota; Metazoa; Arthropoda; Insecta; Hemiptera; Aphididae. The record is from the annotation of a GenBank genome assembly.